Chelonoidis abingdonii (Abingdon island giant tortoise) is the source of this 3034-nucleotide messenger RNA. It is a transcript of the gene LAT2, whose product is annotated as linker for activation of T cells family member 2. Gene Ontology annotation, biological process: calcium-mediated signaling; B cell activation; B cell receptor signaling pathway. Gene Ontology annotation, cellular component: plasma membrane. NCBI's taxonomy places the organism in Eukaryota, Metazoa, Chordata, Testudines, Testudinidae. The record is from RefSeq and is a predicted model, not a curated record.
UUUAGUGAUUCACAUGGUGACAGGAAACCAGAGACCUGCUUACAGUCCCGACGAGGAACCUGUUCCAGUAUUGCUGGUUGCUUCUGUGAGGGGAGAUAGAGGAGAAUGGGGAAGCAGCAAAGAACUGGCUGAUGCUACAGGCCGGACCUCAGCGGAGCAAUGAACCAAGCGGAGCUGCUCUGGGCUGCGGCCUCACUGAUGGUGCUGGGGGCCCUUGUGAGCAUGUGCAUGAAGUGUCAACGUUCCACUACUAAACGGGAAAAGAAGCUGUGCAAGCAGAGAAAAUUGCAUGGAAACCAGCCGGGGUUUGAGGUGAUACGAUCCUAUUCAAUUGCAGUGACAAGGCAAGAUCAAAUUAAAUUGCCAGACAACGUCCCAGUAACAAGGAAAACCAGUGAGCGACUGCAGGCCACGGGUAUUGAUGGUGACAGUGCUGAGCCCAGAUACCAAAAUUUCAUGAGAGAAGACAACCAGGAAUUGGAUGCUGCCUAUGUCAACCCUAUAGCUACAGAUUACUACAACUGUGUGACGUUCUUGAGACCACCAAAUGAAAAAGAAGAGGAUUCCUGUUCCUAUCAAAAUGUUGUGAUUGGGGCAUCCAACAGCGCUGAGUCUGAUGAUGUGGAGGACUAUGAGAAUAGCGCCUCUAUAAAGAGAUGGCAACAAUCAAAUAUAUCAGAAAGCCCAGAUGAUUAUCCAGAUUACGUUAACUCAGAUGUUGCAGCUGUGCCAAACUAAAGGUACCUUCCCUACAAUCUGAAAAAAGGCUGUUGCAAAGCUGCAGAAGCUUAUGUUUCAUUCUGAAGACUGCUACAUACACACAGUGGAAAGGGGGCCUUUGAUUCACAAGUGUAAUGGAAUAACCUGUUCUCCAAACCCUGCCAAAAGUAGCUAACUCACUUUAAGGACAUGGAUACACACUGCUGAAAGUAAAUGCACUGGAUCCAGAAGUCCUACAAAAGUACAACUGGAAAAAGUAUAUGGAGAAAGCCCACCCCACUACCCCCCAACAAGUGAAUUUCAGCUGCUCGGUACAGCAGUUACCAAGAGAAAUGCCAAGGUUUUGUUAUUCUAUCAUAUUUUGCUCCCCAUCCAUUCAAGGGAAUGAUGGCUUGUCUGCUCAACAUUGUUUUCUGCUGUCAAGUGGGAAAUGAAUCUUUAAACCUCUGAGUGGCAAUGCAGUUGACAGUUGAACUUGCCAAGCUGACUCCUGGAAGGAGGUACUAAAGCUGAUGAAUUAUAUUUCUUGUUUAGUUCCCAGUGUAGCAAAGCUCUUGGACAGACAUUGCUUCCAGCAGAGGGAUUCAACCUUCCAGCCAGAUGGCAAGUUUUUCAAAUAGGAGUAGUUCUGUAUAGCUAAGUAAUACACUGAAAUGCUCACAAAUGGUGAAGGACAGAAGGCUACUACAAACAAGAUUUCUGCAGCUACAGAUAAUAUUCAGAGUGCUGAUAGAUAAAUCCCAAAAGCACAAAGGCAAGAUGCUAUUUUACAGCAAUCCAUAGCAGUUGAGACAGAUAACGGGGCACUGAGCUCGUCUUUACAACAUUGCCAGCCUCAGGAAUUGCACCUGCUUUUCAGAAUGGCUGUAGAGAAGGACAUCAGUGCUAGAACUCAAACCUUGCCUUGGAACCAUGCUUCAGUUCUGACAACUAAACUGUCCAUGAGCCUGGUGUUUCACCUGGCAGCAUUUCAGCAUGUGCUCGUUUCAGGUGAAAUGCAGCUCUGUGCAGGAAAUCAAGGAAAAGCUCACACACUACUUCAGUCUUAAGUGGUGUACAUGCUGGCCUGCUGCAUAGGGGCAAACUUCACCUAUGGUAGAGUGAGAACAUUUAGGUAAAUGCCUAGUAAGGGAGUUCUUUUAGAACAGCAAAUUAUGUGUUCGAGCGACUGUCUCCUGCCAGUUCUACUUAUUGCUGGCAAUGGUUCACCAAGCUCUUGUGCUCUAGCAUGAACAGGUACUCUCUAACUAGCAGGGAAAAGGGUUACCCAAGCAAUUUCCUCCCUUUUGGUACCAGUGACUAGAGAGAACCUUGGAUAAGGGUAAUAAGAUUCAGCUAUGAAGUGGAAGGUAUGGACAUGAAACCUUUCUUACUACAAAGUACUUCACUUACGAAAUUUUGCUCUGAGUGGAGGAGUCUAUUUGAUCUAAUCAGUCUAUGCCCAGUGAGAGUUAAGGUGGAAUUUAAGCCUCUUUACAGAUGUGAAUUUAAUAUUUCAUUUGUAUUUGAGACACCUUAAUCACAGCAACAAGGUGCCUGUUACUUGUGUGUCUGAAACUAGGCCAAUAAAGCAUUUUUUAAUAGUGAUUGGGGGAAAACUUAAUCGCAGCUCCCACUAAUGGGUUUAUUCCUCAAGUCUGCAUAGAGGCAGCAAGACAGGGCCUUUAAUGUAGCCCAUGUAGGAAAGAAAACUAUCUAGAACGUCCUUAACCUCUUGAAAGGGAUACAAGUAGUCAGUUUCAGAACAGGACUUAAACACAGCUGGUUGGUUUUACAUCUACCCAAGUUUCCUAUCAGUUUGUAGCUAGAAUCACAUUUUCUUUUUUCCAAAAUAUUCUUCUCUGCUGUGCAAAGGGCCCACACAAGUAAGGGACACCAACGAUCAACAGACAAUAGACUUGGGCUCAGGCCUAGUAAACCAUUAAAGCUAGGGUGACCAGAUGUCCUAUUUUUACAGGGACAGUCCUGGUUUUGGGGACUUUUUCUUAUGUAGGCGCCUAUUACCCCACUACCCUCUGAUCCGUUUUCUCACAGUUUCUAUCUGGUCACCCUAAUUAAAGCCCUAAUCUGAAGAUUUAUCCACUGCAUAGUCCUUGCCCUGGCUCUGUUGUUGAAAGGUGAAUUUCAUCCAAAGUGACUAAACUGAAAAGUUCUAACCUUUGUUAUAGAAAUAUUGUGUUACUUGACAGACCAUACAAAAUGUUAUGUGACCGGUGAUGAUGGAUGUCCAAUAUGAUCUCUCUCAAAACUGCCUCAUUUUCAGAAGUGUUGUGACUCUAUCACAGGGGUCGCCAACCUUUCAGAAGUGGUGUGC